AUGAGGAUGAAGCCUGAGUUAUAUUUUGAGACCAAUACAGUGACAUAUAAUGAUGUGCAUGUUGACAUCACUCAUGAAGAAUGGGCAUUGUUGGAUCCAGCACAGAGGAAUCUCUACAAAGAUGUGAUGCUGGAGACCUAUAUGAACCUCACUGCUAUAGGCUACAAUUGGGAAGAUCUUGAAGUUGAAGAACAUUGUCAAAGUUCUCAAAAUCAUGGAAGGCAUGAAAGAAGUCAUACUACAGAGAAAUUAUCAGAACAUACUCAGUGUGGUAAAGCCUUUGUAAAUCACAGUCAUCCUCCAAGGCAUGAAAGAACACAUACUGGAGAGCAACCCUAUGAAUACAAUCAAUACGGUAAAGUCUUUGCAGAAGACAGUCAUCUUGAAAAGCAUGAAACAACACAUAGUGUUAAAAAACCUUAUAGAUGUAAUCAAUGUGGCAAAGCCUUUGCCCAUUGGAAAAUUCUUCAUUUUCAUAAAAGAACACAUAUGGAAAAGAAGCCUUUUGAAUGCAAUCAAUGUAGUAAAGCCUUUGUUCGUCACAGGGCUCUUAAAUUGCAUGAAAGAACACAUACUGGAGAGAAACCUUAUGAAUGUAAACAAUGUGGGAAAGCCUUUGCUUAUCACAGUACUCUUCAAAGUCAUGAAAGUACACAUACUGGAGAGAGGCCCUAUGAAUGUAAUCAGUGUGGGAAAGCCUUUGCUCGUCAUCGUAAUCUUCAAGUGCAUGAAAGAACACAUACUGGAGAGAAACCCUAUGAAUGUAAUCAAUGUGGGAAAGCCUUUGCUCAAAACAGUGAUCUUCAAGUGCAUGAAAGAACACAUACUGGAGAGAAACCCUAUGAAUGUAAUCAAUGUGGGAAAGCCUUUGCUCGUCGUGGUACUGUUCAAUUGCAUAAAAGAACACAUACUGGAGAGAAACCAUAUGAAUGUAAUCAGUGUGGAAAAGCCUUUGCACAGUGCAGUCAUCUUCAAUUACAUAAAACAACACAUACUGGAGAGAAACCCUAUGAAUGUAAUCAAUGUGGGAAAGCCUUUGCUCGUCGUAGUAAUCUUCAAGAGCAUGAAAGAACACAUAUGGGAGAAAAACCCUAUGAAUGUAAUCAGUGUGGGAAAGCCUUUGUUUGUCAGAGUAAUCUUCGAGGGCAUGAAAGAACACAUAUGGGAGAAAAACCCUAUGAAUGUAAUCAGUGUGGUAAGGCUUUUGCUCAUAACAGUAAUCUUAAAACGCAUGAAAGAACACAUACUGGAGAGAAACCAUUUGAAUGUAGCCAGUGUGGCAAAGCCUUUACUCGCCGCACUACUCUUCAGUUGCAUGUAAGAACACAUACUGGAGAGAAACCCUAUGAAUUUAUACAGUGUGGUAAAGCCUUUGCACAGCCUAGUCAUCUUCAAGUACAUAAAAACACCUACUGGAGAUUAACCCUAUGA
Peromyscus californicus insignis is the source of this 1431-nucleotide messenger RNA. Its product is annotated as zinc finger protein 431-like. The coding region runs from base 1 to 1431 and encodes 476 amino acids. The record is from RefSeq and is a predicted model, not a curated record. Lineage: Eukaryota; Metazoa; Chordata; Mammalia; Rodentia; Cricetidae. The transcript has 5 exons. Gene Ontology annotation, molecular function: RNA polymerase II cis-regulatory region sequence-specific DNA binding; DNA-binding transcription factor activity, RNA polymerase II-specific. Gene Ontology annotation, biological process: regulation of transcription by RNA polymerase II.